Messenger RNA from Bolinopsis microptera, 913 nucleotides. RefSeq lists its product as uncharacterized. NCBI's taxonomy places the organism in Eukaryota, Metazoa, Ctenophora, Tentaculata, Lobata, Bolinopsidae. Bases 24 to 491 code for a protein of 155 amino acids. The transcript is spliced from 6 exons. The record is from RefSeq and is a predicted model, not a curated record.
UAUAUAACAAAUAAUUUGAGGUCAUGAGAUUUACGCACGUGACCCUUGCACGUGUGACGAACACGUUGCAUGCACGUGCGCGGAACCAAUAUAUCAACAAGAGAGGAGAAAAAGUUUCUCCGGCUUACCAUAACAUGGACGUGUGGCGUCACGACAGUCAGCAUCGUCUUAUGGACCCAGCCCAUGAUAGGUGGUUUAUUUCGAGAGAAAAUUUAGAUUCCACGUUUGAAUGGAACAAGAGUACGAUCUUCCAAACUGCUAUUGGAUUUUUCGGAAUAUUUUGGCUGUACUACUACCUACGAAACAUGGUGGAUCGAGCUAACGUUGUAGAGCGAGGAAUAACGCUGAAACAAAUAGAACGAGAACACGCGGAGGUGUUAACAUUCGAGCCUUUCAUGGCUGAAUUUGCGGCGUUUACUGAUGAAGUGCCCAAGACUCACGACUUCAAACCAGUUAUAGCUGGCAGAUACAGACAAGGACACAGAUACUGAGAAAUUACAUUUGCUUAAAUAGUUUUGUGUAUGAACUUGUUUGUAGCUUAUUAAUCUUAACUGGAAAUAAAUUAAUAAACAAUAUGUAAAUAUGCAGUACGCCAGGACUAAGGACCUCUAUAAUUGCUAGUUUUAUUUAUACUGUUAGUGUCUAUUUAUGAACCUGAUUGAAGAAUCUAUUGGCAAUUAGUAAUUAGCUUAAUUAUGUAAAAGGCUGAACGCGGGGUAGUUUCAAUAAAUUAUUUUGUUCGUAACUUCACUGUUUGUUCAAGAACAAUGCUUUUAAAAAUUCCUGCCAUACUAUGUAUAGUGUUUCCUUCGAUAUUUAUUGAAUAAAUACUAAAUAGGUCUUCUAUUCUCGGCUUUGUCCAUAAAAUCAGCACAUCAAAAUGUUCUUAAUUCAAUUUUCCUUUGUUGAUAAA